GCCAGUUCACUAACAGGGUCUGUGCAUGUGGUUUUGGUUUUUUUAGCGGUAGACAAGAGCUGGGUGCCCGAUCAGUACCACAAGAGAGGUUACUGUCAACUCGGUUUCUCCGGAGUCUUCAGUAAUGUGCCUGGGGGUAUCACCGACAAGGUUUCUGUCAGGCUGGCCUCAGUGCAGCCCUGUCACAAGGUGGCCAAAAAUUGAUGAUUGCUGCCAUUGGAAGUUGGUACUGGCAAGGUCAGUUGUUUAACUAUCAGAUUUCGGACAGGAAGUAUACAGCAACCCAUGAGGGUGAACCCACUGAAGAUGAUAGCUACAUGGGGUACUCAAGUGCAGUUGGUGACUUUGAUGGAGAUGGAGUGGAGGAUUAUGUUGUUGGAAUACCGAAAGGAGAACAGCAUUUAGGAAAGGUGGCUGUUUUUAACCAGAAUAUGUCCAAUCUGAUGAAUAUAACAGGAGAACAGGUUGGAGCUUAUUUUGGUCACACUCUGGCUGUGACUGACCUGGAUGGAGAUCAGCUGGAUGACAUCAUCAUCGGGGCACCACUGUACUCUGACUUCAAGUCUCACAUGUCGUACGAGACAGGCAGAGUCUACAUAUACUACCAGACCACACAGCACACUUUUAAAGCACAGAGAAAAGACAUUUUGGAUGGCCAAGGCAGUAAAGCCAGAUUUGGUCUUGCAAUCACUGGUCUUGGUGACAUAAACAAAGAUGGCUUUAAUGAUCUAGGGGUGGGUGCUCCGUAUGCAGGUGAGGAUGGCCGUGGAGCGGUCUACAUUUACCAUGGCACUCGUAAAGGAAUCAUCACUCAAGUAUCUCAGAUCAUUUAUGCCAAACAAAUGGACUCCAGCUUAUCUACGUUUGGCUACUCGCUGUCUGGAGGCCAGGAUCAGGAUGGCAACACCUAUCCAGAUAUUCUGGUUGGCGCGUAUGAGUCUGACAAGGCUGUGUUUCUGCGGACCCGUCCCGUGGUGCGUGUCACUGCCAGCUUGAAGAUCGACCCAGACAUGAUCAACCUCGACACCAAGUCCUGUACCCUCAUCGACGACACCAGGAUCACUUGUUUCACAGUAUACACGUGUUUAGAAUACAGUGGUAUUGGGGUGCCUGAGGAACUUUUUUUUGACGUGAACUGGGAGCUGGACGUGCUGCAGAGGAACCGGACGCGUGAAGAGCAGCGCGCAUACUACCUGCCCACCGAGGACGUGCUGACCGAGGCAAACACCAUCAAACUGACACGCAAGGCCACCUGGUGCACCUCAUCAUUUGCAUACAUUAAAAAUGAUCUACGAGACAAGCUGACACCAAUUGCUGUGGACUUCAAGUUUAAACUAAAGUCAGACGAGAAGAAGAAACGUAGACGAAGAAGAAAUUUGGUACCAAUCCUCGACCAAUACAUUCCAACUAAUGUCCAAACUGAGGCUCAAAUACUGAAGCAUUGUGGGAGAGAUAAUAUAUGUAUUCCGGAUUUAGUUCUUAAUUCAUUCAGGAUAUCAGCAGCUCACAUCAUUGGUGACAGAACUGAACUAGAAAUUCUGAUAAUGAUCGAGAAUCGCGGGGAAGACGCAUACAACACUCAGCUGUGGAUCAACCUACCACCUGGUGUCAGCUAUAAAAAUGCUGAUGCUAUUCAGGCGGUUCAGGAAGCACCAGUCAGCUGCAGGGCAUUUUUCACCAAGGAGGCCAUGGUUCUGUGUGACCUAGGCAACCCUCUGCCUAGUCGUGCCAAGACUAAUUUUACUUUGAGGGUGGCACCUAAAGAUGUAAAUGGAACAAAAGAUGACCUGGAAUUUGCUUUGCAUGUUAACAGCUCGAACCCAGAAAUCCUGAAAACGACCAUCAACAACUUUGCUGCAGUCACCAUACCUGUAACGGCCACAGCUAAAAUCAACAUCAAUGGAAAGACAGACCCAGAACAAAUCAAUAUUAAUACAACAAAAGCAAAAGCUAAUCGAAUUCUGAAGAGAGUAGUAGAACAUGUAUAUGAGCUUCGGAACUAUGGGAAAAGUGCUACAGAGACAACUGCUUUAGAAAUCUACUGGCCCAGCCAUGACAGUGAUUACAAUCCUAUUUUCCCAAUAAUUGGUCAGCCAUUAAUAACAGAAGGCGUUGGAACAUGCAAGACCGUGUUUGUGACACCCGAUAAUAACACGGGAUUUCAGUAUGGUCCAUAUUCCGAUAACAGUGUAGAUGUGAUUUUACAAAACCAGAGGCUGAAGCGAGCAGCAGAAAGAAAUGUACAGCAUCGUCUGGUCUGUUCUGACUGGUGCACUGUUAUUCAGUGCUUGGUGGGCUACAUGAAGGCGAACGACAAUUUCCUCAUUAAAAUACGAGCUGAACUGAAUGUUCCAAUAUUUUUACAGAAAGAGAUUGAUCAGAUGCAUCUCACGUCCCAGGCCUAUGCCCGAGUUUUGUCCAUGCCUUACAAGUUGAAGAAUAUUGAUCCAAAUGCUUUUGAUUACGAUACUCAACAAGUCACAACAGAGGUCACAGCAGACAGACCCGACUCGGGGUCACGACCUAUAGAGAUCUGGAUCAUCGCCAUCUCGGUAUCAGCGGGUCUUCUGGUUCUACUCUUAAUAGUCAUCCUGCUGUGGUGGUGUGGAUUUUUCAAACGUUGGCAGCCAGAGGAUGAAGGAUACAUGAUUGCUAAUGGUGGCACAUCAAAGAUGGAUGUUGACAACAAAAUGUGGGAGUGAGUCAAGAACAUUCACUGGAUAUGUUUCAAGAAGCACCUCAUCAUAGCCAUAACAACAUUUGCCAUUCAUUUGUGUGGGGGAAAAACAUGGAUUCAUACUUUUAAUAUUAAAUUUGUUCAUGAAUGGAUGUGUGAUAGUCAAAUGGAGAUAUAAAUAUGAUUAGGCAGAAUGGGCAAUCAAUUUAGAUCAAAUCAUAGUAAGAGUUAUUGCCCUCUAAGCCCAAUAAUACAAAAUAAUCGGGCUUUACAUGGCUAAAUUUCCGAUUUUCAUUGGCACUUUCAAAAGACAUUUAUGCCAAAUAUUUUUUUAACAGUGGUAUCACUGAUGAUUGAAAUUUGAAUAUAACAGGCAUCAAAUACCUUUAAAAUGAUACCACUUGGUAUACUCUUAUCUACAAAAUAUAUAAUAGCCUGGUUCCAGAUACCACUUGGUAUACUCUUAUCUACAAAAUAUAUAAUAGCCUAGUUCCAGAUACCACUUGGUAUACUCUUAUCUACAAAAUAUAUAAUAGCCUGGUUCCAGAUACCACUUGGUGUACUCUUAUCUACAAAAUAUAUAAUAGCCUGGUUCCAGAUACCACUUGGUGUACUCUUAUCUACAAAAUAUAUAAUAGCCUGGUUCCAGAUACCACUUGGUGUUGUGUAUUUCUUGUAUGUUGUACUCUACUGCAUGCCUUCGGAAUGGUAUUUGUCACAAAAAAGAAUACUUGUUUUUCUAUGCAAUUAAUACCACUGUGCUUUCACACUUUGAGAACUGCAAUAUUCUUGGUGCCAAACUGUUUCAUGUUUUAAUUUAUUGUGAUUCAUUUGUAGUAGACUUUGAGAAUCAUAGAGACAAGCUAUUUUGUUACUAUUAUUUUCAUAACAUUUAGACAUGUUUGCCUGACUGUUGACCGACAGGCAUAUGCUGGAUAACAGUAACAGGUUGUGUUGUCUUUACAGCAGACAUUUUGGUAGACUGGUGUGUGUAACAAUGUCUCAGAUUGUAACUUUAAACAUCAGUGAUGACAAUCAGGGCUCACACUGGAACAUAUUUUGAAUUAACCAAUUUUUAGAUAUAUAAAGUAUUUCCUUCAAAAUUAUUAAAAUGUUAAUUUAAGGAAUAUUUUAUUAGUCCAAUACUAAAUGUUGUAGUCACUAUGUAUAAACAUUAGCAUUUGGCUAAUUUGACAAUAUACAGGGUGAGCCCUGUAGCCCCCCGUGCUUAUAAAACUUUUAGAAUUCAGACUCAGUCUCUAAUGACGUCACACACAUACAAUUUGUAUGGUGUGGCCAUGACGUCUAAGACUCCAUUAGAGUCUCGAGUCAAGACUAAAAGUUUUAUAAGCAGCAGACAUGGCCAUUAAAAAUAGAAAAGCAAGUGAAUAAGAAAUUAUAGCUGGCUGUUACUGUCUGCUAUGAAUCUCAUGUGACAUAAUGAGGCUGAUAUUGAAGCCAAGAAGAUGUACUUGGUUUAUGUUAAAUAUUGAUGGUAUAUGUUACAAAGCAGCCAGAAACUAGCUUUCAACUGCAUAUUGCAGGCUUAUCAACAUGCACAAAUUAGAUUGUCAAAAUAGCAACAUCUCAUCAGAUAAUAUUUAUUCUUUGUAAAAAAAAUUACUUGAUAAACAUUUUUUAAAUAAAUGGCAAAAAAUUGCUUUAUUUGUUUAUGGCAUUUCUAAAACUAGGCCUUAGCUAAAACUUCACAUUAUUGUGAACUCAGAAUGUGUUCCAUUCCAUUGUGAAGAUCUCUUUGAAACAUACGUAUUCUUGUUGUCAUGGUUUUACGAUGACAUCAUGACAUUCAUGUCAAUUGCAUUAAUAUUUUUUGAGAUGUGUCUAAUUGCGAAGCCCUAGUAUUUUUAUUUAUCAGGCAUUGAAAAAAUAUAAACACACUGAUGCAGAGGGCCAACUUCAAAAUGGACCAAAUGAGUCUUCUGAAGCAGUUGAGAAAGGAACUUUUGGGAUCAUGAGCCCGAGUCGUUUCUUAUGACAGUCUCAGAACAAUUUUAGUUUUAACACUCGUCUCAUAAAUUGUAUAGGAAAUACUGCUUUGUUUCUUUCUCUGCAAUCUCUGUUUUCUAAAAACUAGUGAUGGAUCCAAGAUUUUGAUAGAUGGGUGUAUAAAUCUUUUUCUAAAUAUUUAGAAAGGGCCAUAAAAUUAGAAUGAAAAGUUUGAUGGAUCUCUUUUUGGGGGGGAAUGGGUGUGUGUAUAGAUGUACUGAGAUGACAUGUUUUCUAUAUUUUUCUUUGAGAGAUGAUAUUGCCUAAAUAAUGAUUGAUAGUUGGAUGAUUACAAUGUCACUGUGUAGUUUGGGGGUCACUCCCACUUAUUAACCACCUGUUGAUAGCAAAUUAAGUGGGAAAACAAGAAACGUGAUCUUUUACACUUUUCAAUGACACACAUUUAUGUACUCUUUCUUAUUCUGUGGAGAUGCAUAGCAUCACAUACAAGCUGUACCUGUGCCUAAUAACGUUUGAAGAUUCCUUUGGUCUUUUACAAUUUGAUUUAAAUACUCUUUAUUAAUUAGUGAAAAUUUGUUUUGUGGUUCACUGCCAAUUUUCAAGUAAAACCGUCAGUUGAUUUAUUGCUUUUAAUACAAAGUUUAUAUUAAUAUGCAUAGUCAAGCAUGUUAAGCAGUCAGUAAAAUGACUAUAACAAUUACCUAAGACAUGAUUGUUUAUUUCAGUUAAAGCUGUAUUACAGUAGAUGUUUUAGGAGUGUAAUAAGGUGGCCUUAAAACAGCUGCUCAAAACAUCUACAUACUUUAAUGGGUUUGAUUACAGGUUUUUUUUGUUAUUAAGUUAAACAUAAAGACAUUGUUGUUUGUUUAUUAUUUUUUAAAUGUCUCAAGUCUGAAUUUAAGCAAUAGUCCUGUUGUGAAAAUAAUGUUAGAAGUUGUUGUGCCAUUAUAAAUAUUUAACAAUUGUACAUAUUAACAUGUAACUCAUUUUUUGAUUACAUAUAUCAUAUCACUUAUAUAAAUGUCAUAUCAUUUCACUACCAUUUAUCAUAUAGUCAUUGUGAUGUAUUCAUAUAGGCUUAAUUUAAGGUAUCAUUGUAAUGUUUGUAUUUUUUGUUGAGUUGUCAUGUUUAGGAGUAAGAAUCUUCAUUUAAAUGAUUAACAUUAGAAUAGAUUUGUCUCAUGUUUUAGAUGAGCUAGAUAUUAUGGCAUGUAUUUGAAUAUUUUAUACACAUUCAAGCAUAUAAGAAGCAACAGAAGUUCCAUUAUUACAUGAGGCCAUCAUAUUUAUGGUUUAUUGAAGUGAACUCACAAACGUAAAGUUAUAAUCUUUUUGUUUUUUAUUAAUAAAUGUUCAACAAUUUGGUAUCAAUCAAUUGUGAAUGAUCAGACCUUAUGUUCAGUCUGUUAAAAGAUUUAAAUAUCUAGUUCUUGUCCCUAUAAUAUUACUGUUUUUUGUUUGUACAAAAGGGAUACUAACUUUAAAAUAAUGACUGAUCUUGUCACAUGUUAUUUUAUUCUAGAAAAUCUUUACUGCUUUAGAGUUAAGAUAAAAUAACUGUUUGCUGGUUGAGGAUUCAACUUAGUGUCUUUUGUAUUCUAUUACUAUUAAAGAAUGCACUCAUUGGUUGUUUAAAUUGCUACAGACAAAAUCUUUAAGCAGGAUUUUGACGGAUUCAUCAACUGUUUGCCUUUUUAUAUCCAUUAAUAAUAAGAACAAAACUUACGUGUAUGUAUAACAAAGUAAUUGUAUAAAAUCCAAAAGUGCCUUAAUUUUGCAGCAGUUGUGAUGUAAAUAGUUUGUUAUAAUUAGAUAUCACUGACAAGGCAAUUUUUGUCUUAUUAACAUUUAUGAUAUAUUAUAUAUGCAUAAUAUGAAAGUGUACAUUUUAUAAACAAUAUAUAAACAUGGUGUGGACUGGACAUAACAUAUAUGUACGCUAUACAUUUUAGCAUUUGUCUUGUUAUUUGUACUUGCUUAGUUUAUGAAUGUUUAACAAUACAAUAUACAGGGGGUUUGUACAUUUUUGAAUUCUAGAAAGUUCUUGAAAGUUUAUGAUAUUUCAGCUUCAGUUCUGGCUUCAUGCUUGCAAUAUGGAGACUUUGAUAGUCUGACAUUUGGAUUUUAAAGUUUUAUAAGCAUAGAUUUGUUCUUUAUGAACCUUGUUAAUUGUUUAGUCUAAUUUAACCUGAUACCAAGGCUGUCUUUAGUAUUUGUUUGACCUAAUUUUUAUUGCCAUAAAUGUAUAAGAACUUUUAACUUGAUUAGGGUAAGAACCAAAAAGACAUGUGCAAAUUGUGUAAAUCGGCAAAGCCAUUUACACAAACUUGCCAUGUUUUUUUGUGUUCAUAUGCCAAUGAACCUAAACAAAUUAACAGACAAUCCAUAUAAUUUUAAAUACUUUUAUUAACAAAAGCACAAAAAGAUCAUAUUUAAUUCUUUAGAAAAUAACACUCAGUAAAGUACCAAUAUAAAGUGGCAUCAUCAAAUGUGACUUUCCCUGAGAAAUAAACCAAUUUGCCUUGCUAUUGCUGGACCAAUAGGAUGCCUUUAAACUGUAACCAUUAUAGUGGAAAUUUAAUUAUGGUUAUUUGUUCUGAAUUGUGUUGAUUUGCAGUAAAGGCUGUGUACAUGCAUCUGUGGGAUUAUCCAAGUUAUACAUAACAGUCAUACUAUUGUACUGGUCUUGAAUCAAGUUAACAUGAUGUUGUUUUCGAGUUAAUAGAUGUUACAUGUAUGUCAACAUUUCCCUGUCAAUACAGUCCGACCGUGACAUUGGUCAGUGUGUACACUGUUAGGUGAUUGGAGAGUAUUGUAUGGUGACCCCUUUAGACAAUAGAGGUGGCCCCAUAACACAAUAGAGGUGGCCCCUUAACACAAUAGAGGUGGCCCCUUAACACUAUAGAGGUGGCCCCUUAACACGUUAGAGGUGGCCCCUUAACACAAUAGAGGUGACCCCUUUAGACAAUAGAGGUGGCCCCUUGGAGCAGGUUAUUUACUGCUGCAUGUUAGUUAAUUAUGUCCAGUUCUACAAGUAAUUUAAUAUUUAUAUUCUUGUUUUGCUUUCAAGCAGUGUAGAACGUAGAGUUCAGGAAUCUGUCUAUGUUGUGAAAUAAACAACACAUUCUGUUAAAUUUUGUUCUUAAUUUAAAAGACUAACAAGGAAGGAAAUGUUUUAUUUAACGACAAUUUAAAAACACUAAUGUGUCACACUACAAGAUUUCAGACUUUUGGGUUAUUGUUUUGUUUUGUUUUUUUCUUUAUUUUGUUUUUUAAGUGAGCAAACCUUAUUCUUAAUUUUAAAAUUAACUUUAAACAUUGUCAAAAAUUAUGAUCGAUAUGAUUAAAACUGAACAGUGCUAUCAUUAUGACACUGAUAUGUUUCAGAUUAAUAAAUCAUCAUUUUGUUUCAAACAACAAUUCUUUCAUUCUUGGACAGAUUCCUAAGAAUGGUACACAAACUUGGGUGUCAGAAUUGGGUGGGGGCAGGGGAAGAACUUACCUCCAACUAUGAAGCUGCAUGGCCCAGAGUUGACAAGUGAAUCAAUAAUUUCACCCCCACCCCCUAUUACUGGCAUGCUCCAACACCCAUUCUGUAAGAUGUAAAAAUUGCUUUGAGUGUCUGUGAUUGGAGUGGAUGAAUGUGUGAUCGUAUGUUAUUUUAUACAUAGCAUUAAACAUGUACAAGCUAUUUAUUGGUCGGCGUGUGUUGUAUGUUUGAUGUUUUUAAACAUGUAAUGGGGCGAGUUGUAGUCGGCUGUUGAUCUCCUAACACCAGGUUCGUCUCCAUGUCUUCAUUAUACAUUUAUUGUAUAUUGCAUAAUUUUCGUAUUGCUUUUAUAAGAGUUUUGCUUUCUCUUCAUUAAUAACAAAUAUAUUAAUUUGUAUAAUAUAUACAUUGUGUUUACUGUACGGUAAUGAUUUAUAGAGUAAUUUGGGUUUCUGUUUUGUUUUGGGAUUUUAAAAAGUUUUUUGAAUUUAAUAAAGUUUGUUUAUUAUGUUACUCAGAUAUAACCAAAUAUAACUGAAAAAAGACAAUCUAAUAAUCAUUUUGUUUGAUAUACUAGUAUGCAAUAGGCUUUAUUAUUACAUUUUGAUAUAAAGUUUAUUGGGUGAGGCUUAAAUACUAUUUAGAAACAAAAAAUAUCAUUAAACAACUGUAGCUUGUUAGGAGGGUGAGCAAUUGCAGCCGCUCAUGAUUAUGUCAAGUUGGUAUGAGUUUCUUAUCAUGGAUCAGAACCAGCUUUCAUUGUCAAAUGGCGUGGUUUUCAGAGACUGGUAUCAGGUUCUUAGCAAGUAUCAGAACCAGAUUUCAGUGUCAAGUGGCGUGGUAUUCAGAGACUGGUAUCGGGUUCUUAUCACGUAUCGGAACCAGAUUUCAGUGUCAAGUGGGGUGGUAUUCAGAGACUGGUAUCAGGUUCUUAUCACGGAUCAGAAUCAGCCUUUCUCAACACACUACAGCUUUCAGUGUCAAGUGGCGUGGUAUUCAGAGACUGGUAUCAGGUUCUUAACAAGUAUCAGAACCAGAUUUCAGUGUCAAGUGGCGUGGUAUUCAGAGACUGGUAUCAGGUUCUUAUCACGUAUCAGAACCAGAUUUCAGUAUCAGGUGGCGUGGUAUUCAGAGACUGGUAUCAGGUUCUUAUCAUAUAUCAGAACCAGGUUAAUACAGCUGAAGAAGCACUGAUCUAAAAAGGUCUAGUAUACCAGUACUAGAUUUUAGAAUAAUUUUUUUUGAUUUAGCAUUCAGCCUCAUUCAUUAAAAUAGAACAAAUCUGGCUUCAUUCAUUUAAAAAUCUGGAUAUCAUUGAGUGAAUUAUUAACUGCAUGAUGAUUAUAAAUAAACCUAUUAAAAACAAUAAAUAUUAACUAUAGUUAUGCAUUGCUUUGCUGAAAGAUAAUUAAAUUAAUGAUUUCUUGUAUAACUGGUGCUAUUAUGAUGCAGUGUUAGUUAUCCCCAAACUGCCAAAAUGAAACCAUAAUGUGCAUUUGACUUUAUUUUUUAUAUCUAACAUUGUUUCCAUAAUAAUUAAUGAAAAAUGAUACAAAGUUUAAUGGAUUACAUUAAUUUAAGCUUAUUAAACUUAAAGCUCAUUGGACAAGAGUAUGAAUGCUUCCAUAUUUUUUGGUUUUUAACAUCUGUGUUCCAUGUUUGUCUGAAAAAAGGAUGAACUAAAUUUACAUUUAUGGUUUUUUUUUUAAAUUUAACUUUUGAUGCCACGAAAAUGUUUACACUCUGACCACACAUUUUUCGGGCAUAUACUACAAAAGUUCAAAGUUCAAGAUUUAAAACUUGCAUGUAAGCAAAUAAACAAGUGUGAGCUUUUUAAAACAAAUUAUAUUGAAUUCUUAAAUGUAGUAAAUAGGCCUAAUUGCUCUCGUUCUACUUGCUCUCGUUCUACUGAUACUGAUGGAGGUUUCUUCUUUCAAGUUUAACCUUAAAAAAACAACAUCACCACUUUGCUUAGGGUUAUUAAUCAUUUACAUGAAUUGAUAUGCAUUUUCAUUGACUGUUGAAAUGUUUUAUGUAUUCUAAGUACAAAUGUGAAUAAACUAUUAAAACUU
This is a messenger RNA of Gigantopelta aegis, 10207 nucleotides long. RefSeq names its product integrin alpha-V-like. Bases 204 to 2702 code for a protein of 832 amino acids. Gene Ontology annotation, biological process: cell-cell adhesion; cell adhesion mediated by integrin; integrin-mediated signaling pathway. The record is from RefSeq and is a predicted model, not a curated record. The transcript has 27 exons. Gene Ontology annotation, molecular function: integrin binding. Gene Ontology annotation, cellular component: external side of plasma membrane; integrin complex. Lineage: Eukaryota; Metazoa; Mollusca; Gastropoda; Neomphalida; Peltospiridae.